AUAAUGAGAAGGCAGGACUCCCUGGAAAAGAGAAUGAAGUUGGGGGAAAGUGAAAUCAUCAGGAAAAGACUAGGACCAGAUAUGAGAAAAGAAGCCACAGCCUUCAGUUUGCAGGAGCUGAGCAGAGCUGAGCAAUGGUCCUUUGGGAAGUCAUUCCUUCAUAGGGUGACUAUAGAUCAGAGUUGACUUGACAGUAGAUAACAGUAACAGGGGAGCAAGUCAUGCUUUGCCCAAACCAAAAAAUUACCAAAGAAUUCACAAAAGUGAAGCGGAGGGUCCUUAUUUCAUUCUUUUAUAUGUAUCUUGUGUUCAAAUGUCCAACCAGCGACUGUUUUGGAGCAUCCCAGAGGGCCUCCAAAGAUAGUGUCAUUGGCCCUCGCCACCCAUCAUUUUCCCGGAGGCGAACAAUUCUUUUAAUAACAGAGGUGUAGUAGAGCCUGCUUGCCUUCCGGAUAUUUUCAGUUUCGGCUCUAAAAAGUCUAAUCCCGUUUAGCUGGUGGGAAAGGCAUUAUGUGAUUCGUACUCCCAACCACGUGGAAGGUCAACUAUUCCGUUUUAGAAAAUGGUGGCCGUGCGUCUGUCUGGAGACCAGACCAAGCGCGGCGAAGUCCCAGACGGCGCGCGUUUCGCUUCCCAGCGGUGAGGCGGAGGCGGCGCCGCUUUCCACCGACGGGGCCUCGCCCCCCGACGCUUCCCCCCCCUCUCCUCCUCGUCCUCCUCCUCUCGCCGUCGCAAGAGGCCUGCAGACAAAGCGGAAGAGCCCUCCUCGGUCCCGCCCACCGCGGUUCAACCGCGGCGGCCAGGAAGGGGCCCUGACGCCGGAGCUCUCGGCGCACCCUCUCUCCUGGCGUUCUCCUCCUCCCGCGGGGCUGCCAUGGCCCGGGUGAGUCGAGCCGGGCAGCCGCCGCCGCCGGAGGUUCCCGAGGCCUCCCCGGAGCAGCCCGAGAGCUACCAGCUCCGCCAGGGGAAUGAGCUGCAAGUGCUGGAAUCUAUCUAUGGGCGGGACUUCCAAGACUUACGCGUCGGCCAGCCGUGGAAGGUACGGCAGUCUCCAGAAAUCAGUCUUGCUUUGCGACCUCAGGGCUUGACUGGUGACCAUGAAGUCUUUGCCAAAGUUGACUUAUGGGUCAAGUGUCCCCCGACAUACCCUGACAGUGUUCCUGAAAUUGACCUUAAAAAUGCAAAGGGCUUGUCAAAUGAAAACGUUAACUUACUAAAAUCCAAACUUGAGGAAUUAGCAAAAGAACAUUGUGGAGAGGUGAUGAUAUAUGAACUGGCAGCUUAUACACAGUCAUUCCUCAGUGACUAUAAUAAGCCACCUCUAAAAUCUUUCCAUGAAGAAAUGCUGAAGAAUCAGCAGAAGGAGCAAGAGAGGCUAGCCCAGGAAGAACAGCGGCGAAUGCAAGACCUUAAGAGAAAACAAGAGCAAGUGCAACAAGAAAUACUUGAUGAACUUCACAGAAGGGAAGAGGAAAAGAAGGAAGAGAGGAAAAGGAAAGAAAUUGCAAAACAGGAGCGUUUGGAAAGUGCCACAUUGACAAACCAGGAUAUCCUGCCCAGCAGAGAUGCUGCAGGGAACAAAUUAAUGACCAGUUUCAAUGGUGGUGCUACAGAACAUGGAGGGAACAAUAAAUAUCGUGCACAUUCCACAGGGCGUUCAAGAAGAGAACGUCAACAUUCUGCUUGCAGUACUGAAGAUUCUCCUGGAACUUGUGAAAUUCUGUAUUUCAACAGUAGUGCUACUGGUCAGCUUAAAGUACACAAAGGAAGGUGUAUAGACAAGGAUGAACAACUUGGUAAAUCGGUCUACAAUGCUUUGGAUAUAUCCAGCGGCAACUUUGUCCUAGUGCAUGAAUGGGUACUUCAGUGGCAAAAGAAAAUGGGGAAAUUCCUCACUAGUCAAGAAAAAGAAAAGGUUGAAAAAUGCAAAAAACAGAUUCAGGGAGCAGAAGCAGAGUUCAACUCUCUGGUGAAGUUAAACCAUCCCAACAUAGUCCAUUAUGUAUCUAUGAGCUUUAAGGAGCAUAGUGACUCAAUUGUGGUGGACAUUUUGGUGGAACACAUUAGUGGGUCCAGCCUUUCCAGCUGUUUGGACAAAGGGACCCCCCUUCCCAUCGAUCAGCUGCGUCACUACACAACCCAGCUAUUGUUAGCUCUGGACUAUUUACACAGUAAUUCAGUUGUACACAAGUUUCUGACGGCAUCCAGUGUGCUGGUGGACACUAAAGGAACCAUUAAGUUGACAGACUACAGUAUUUCCAAACGUUUGGCUGAUAUCUGUAAGGAGGAUGUUUUUGAACAAACCAAAGUUCGAUUUAGUGAGGAUGCCUUGCCAAACAAACCAGGGAAAAAAGGAGAUGUCUGGCGAUUGGGCUUGAUGCUGCUCGCACUCAGCCAGGGACAGACUACUAAGGAGUAUCCAGUUACAAUUCCAAAUGAUUUGCCUGCUGAUUUUCAAGACUUUUUGAAAAAGUGUGUUUGCUUGGACGAUAAGGAAAGGUGGACCCCUCAGCAGCUAUCACAACACAGGUUUAUAAACCCACCACAGAUGAAGCCGCUUCUAGUGGAAGAAAGCCCCAGUGAUUCAGCAGGAAUAGAUGAUAUUGAAACAGUUAUUCCCAGCAGUCAGAUUGCUAGUGAUGUGUUCGUCACAGAAACACAGAGGCAGUUUUCCCGCUAUUACAAUGAGUUUGAAGAAUUACAACUGCUUGGUAAAGGGGCCUUUGGAGCAGUUAUCAAGGUCCAGAACAAACUGGAUGGCUGUUGUUAUGCAGUCAAGCGAAUUCACAUAAAUCCCACAAGCAAGCAGUUUCGAAGAAUUAAAGGAGAAGUGACACUGCUGUCACGUCUGAACCAUGAAAACAUUGUACGGUAUUACAAUGCAUGGAUUGAAAAGCACGAGAGGCCUUUGCUUAGUACUCAAUCAUCAGAUUCUACAGAAGGAAAGAAAGAAGCUGAGAAGCUGACUCAGAAUGGGAAGGGCGUAGAGGAGUUCAUGGACAACAUAGAAGCCAAUGCUCCUCCUCCUGUCCUGACCAGUUCUGUGGAGUGGAGCACCUCUGGCGAGAGAUCCUCAAGCACCAGGUUUAGUGGGGCUGACCAGGAAUCCAGUGACGAUGAUGACGAUGAGGAAGAUGGUGACGGAGUAUUCUCACAGUCUUUCUUGCCAGCAGCAGAUUCUGAAAGUGAUAUCAUUUUUGAACAUGAAGAAGACAGUAAAAACCGUGGAACGGAUGAAGAUUGCAAGGGAAAAGAGAGCCAUAGCGAGGAAGAUGGAACGUCCAUGAUUCAAACUGUCCAUUAUCUGUACAUUCAGAUGGAAUAUUGCGAAAAGAGCACCUUACGAGAUACCAUUGAUCAAGGCUUACAUGAAGAUACCAAUCGACUUUGGAGGCUUUUCCGGGAAAUUUUGGAUGGCUUAGCUUAUAUCCAUGAAAAGGGAAUGAUUCACCGAGAUCUGAAACCUGUCAACAUUUUUUUAGAUUCGGGAGAUCAUGUGAAAAUUGGUGACUUUGGUUUGGCAACAGAUCACCCAGCAUAUGCAGCAGACAUGAAACAAGGGGAAAGUGUUUCAGAUUGUCGUCUGGAGAAAAGUGAUCCUUCUGGUAACUUAACAGGAAUGGUUGGCACUGCUCUUUAUGUAAGUCCGGAGGUCCAGGGAAGUACUAAAUCUACAUACAACCAGAAAGUGGACCUCUUCAGUUUGGGUAUAAUAUUCUUCGAGAUGUCUUAUCAUCCAUUGACAACUGCAUCAGAAAGGAUCUUUGUCCUUAGUCAGUUAAGGCGUCCUUCUAUUGAAUUUCCAGAAGACUUUGAUGAUGUGAAAAAUGCAAAACAGAAAAUGGUUAUUGCUUGGCUGUUGAACCAUGAUCCUUCAAAACGACCAACUGCUAUGGAGCUUUUAAAAAGUGAACAUCUUCCACCACCUCAGAUGGAGGAGUCCGAACUUCAUGAAGUACUUCAUCACACUUUAGCAAACAUAGAUGGGAAAGCUUACCGGACAAUGAUGGGCCAGAUAUUUUCACAGCGCAUUUCUCCUGCAAUAGAUUACACCUAUGAUAGUGAUAUCCUCAAGGGUAAUUUUUCUAUUCGGAUAGCCAAGAUUCAACAGCACGUAUGUGAGACAAUCAGCAGAAUCUUUAAAAGACAUGGGGCUAUCAAGCUUCAUACACCUCUGCUAAUGCCUAAGAAUAGGAAACUGUAUGAACACAGUGAAGCUUCAUAUCUGAUCGAUCACAGUGGGAUGUUGGUGAUGCUUCCUUACGAUCUCAGAGUUCCUUUUGCAAGAUUUGUUGCUAGAAAUAACAUAACAAACUUGAAAAGAUACUGCAUUGAGCGAGUUUUCAGGCCUCGGAAGUUAGACCGCUGUCACCCAAGAGAGCUCCUAGAAUGUGCGUUCGAUAUAAUCACUCCUGCUGGCAAUAGUUUUUUACCUGUGGCAGAAACAAUCUACAUCAUUUCUGAAAUAAUCCAAGAAUUUCCUGUACUGCAGGAAAGAAACUACAGUAUUUUCUUGAAUCACACUGGCAUACUGAGAGCUAUCCUUCUGCACUGUGGGAUACCGGACGAUAAACUCAGUCAAGUGUACGCCAUUCUCUAUGAUGCUGUGACUGAAAAGCUAACUAAAAGAGAAGUGGAAGCCAAGUUUUGCAAUAUUUCUCUGUCACCAAAUAGUCUUGUUCGACUCUACAGAUUUAUUGAGCAAAAAGGAGAGCUGCAAGAUCUAACCCCACUGUUGAAUACAAUGUUGAAACAAAAGACAGGGGGCACUCAGUCAGUGAAACUUGCCAUGAAAGAGCUAGAAGAAACAGUGGAUCUGUUGAAGAAAUUUGGCAUAAAAUUGCAGAUAUCCAUAAAUUUGGGACUGGUUUACAAAAUACAGCAACACAGUGGCAUUAUAUUUCAAUUUAUUGCAUAUAUUAAACGCAGGCAAAGAACGGUUACUGACAUUCUUGCUGCAGGUGGCAGAUAUGAUCAUUUGGUUCUACAGUUCAAAGGCCCACAAGCGGCUGGCCUGCUUCCCUCGGCCGUUGGAGUCAGCAUAGCUAUAGACAGAAUAAGUUCAGCAGUUUUGAAUAUGGAAGAGCCAAUCACAGUGAGUUCUUGUGACCUGUUAGUUGUUAGUGUUGGCCAGAUUUCAAUGGCCAGGGCUGUCGGGGUUGCACAGAAACUCUGGAAUGCAGGAAUUGCAGCUGAAAUCAUGUAUGACUGGUCCCAGUCCCAGGAGGAGUUACAAGAAUAUUGCAGAUGUUCUGGAAUCACCUACGUAGCCCUUAUUUCUGAUAAGGAAGGAAAUCAUGUGAAGGUGAAAUCAUUUGAGAAGGAAAGACACACAGAGAAAAGAAUUUUAGAAUCUGACUUAGUAGAUCAUCUGGCCCAGAAGCUGAGAACCAAAUUUUGUGAUGAAAGAAGUAACAGAGAGACUUCUGAUAAUCUGCCGGCACAAAAUCUAAAAGGAUCUUUCUCUAGUACUUCAGGUUUGUUUGAAUCUCAUGGAACUAUAGCAGUGCCCAACAUCUGUAUUGUUCCACCAGAGAAAUUGUCUGCAAGUGUGCGACGACGUUAUGAAAUGCAGGUGCAGACCAAACUUCAGACCUGCUUCGCUACUCUGCAACUGAAGUCAAGUGAAGUUGAAAUUUUAGCAGUAGAUCUACCAAAAGAAACUAUAAUACACUUCUUAUCAUUAGAGUGUGAUGCAGAUGAACAAACAUUCUAUACAACUGUGAAACAACUGCUGUCACGGCUCCCUAAACAAAGAUACCUCAAACUGGUCUGUGAUGAAAUCUACAAUAUCAAAAUUGAAAAAAGAGUGCCAGUGCUUGUUCUCUACAGUUAUAGAGACGAUUGCUACAAGAUUAUAUUUUAGUUACAAAUGUGUUUGAAGAGAUGAAUGUUAGGGUAGUAAAAUACUGCCCAGAACCAAAAACAUGCUUCCAACUAUCUUAAUGUGAAGGAAUAUUUGCACACUCUUGUUACAGAGAGAAAUUCUAAGUGCUGAUGCCAAGAGCAAGACCAGGCCAAUUAUUGUCUUUGAAAU
Messenger RNA from Pogona vitticeps (central bearded dragon), 6037 nucleotides. RefSeq names its product eukaryotic translation initiation factor 2 alpha kinase 4 (gene EIF2AK4). Gene Ontology annotation, biological process: DNA damage checkpoint signaling; regulation of translational initiation by eIF2 alpha phosphorylation. Gene Ontology annotation, cellular component: cytoplasm; cytosol; nucleus. Gene Ontology annotation, molecular function: ATP binding; eukaryotic translation initiation factor 2alpha kinase activity; protein binding. NCBI's taxonomy places the organism in Eukaryota, Metazoa, Chordata, Lepidosauria, Squamata, Agamidae. The record is from RefSeq and is a predicted model, not a curated record.